ACAGAUAAUCAUAAUUUGAACGUUCUUAUUUACUGUCCAGUUUCUUUUUAAUAAAUGUAAUUUGAUGUUGACAUUCUACGUAAAUCUGUAAUGGCAAAUUCUUUCACGCAUUAGGCAUUUAAAGCAAGUUUUUAUGAGAUAUUUCCAUCGCUUUUAUGUCAUAGUGUUGCCACCCACAAGAUCUAUGUAAAUUUGAAUAUUUGUCUUUGCAUGCAGCUCUGCGAGUGGAAAAAUUUCAUAUUCAUUCGAUAAUCAGCUGUCAAAAAAAAAUUAUUGAAAAAACUUUUAGUUUUAGUAAAAACGGACAUAAUUUGUUCAAUUUUUAAGGAAUAUAAUUGAAAUUGAAAUAUGAAUUGGUACAACGGUAAUAUAGCGGAAGCCGUGACACAGUCAAAACUAAAAAAUGCAAUCUUUGUGGUGUAUGUUGAAGGUAAAGAUGAGACCACUGAAAAACUUUCCCGUUUUAUCGAUGAGUUGGCAGUAAGAGAAAAGUUAGAGUCAGACGAUUUUGUUGCCGUUAAAAUUCAAAGUGAAAGUGAGGCUUACAUCCAAUUUGCCAGCAUCUAUCAAAUGGUACCGGUACCAUCAAUAUUUUUUAUUGGCAAAUCAGGUGCUCCGUUGGAAAUUGCCACCGGCAUUAUUGAGAGUGCCGAGGAGUUGGCAACUAAAAUUGUGAAAGUCUUAGAAUUGGCCGGAAAACCCCCUGCACCACCAGCUUCCAGUUCCCUAAGUGAUGAGUUUAUAAAACAAGAGCAAAAAGUGGAAGAUACGUUAGACAAUAAAAAAGAAGAUAACGUUGAAAAACAGUCUGUAUCUGAAGUGAUUUGUGAUGGUGAAGUUUGCUACAUAAAGAGGAAACCUCUUCCAGAACAAGAGGAACCUGGUAUUGAUCGGCCUACUACUUCUAGAGUCAACGAAGCGCCUAAUGGCGGUCCAGAAAAGCUGGAAGAAACACGCAAGUAUCUCGAGCAAAGAAGACGUGAACGUGUUGAAGAAGAAAACCGUUUAGAAAAAGAACGUGAAUUGAAGCGUCGCCGGGAAGGUAGAGAAAUGCAAAAUCUCCGUGAUUGGCAACAGGAGCAAGAGCUUAAAGAACUAAAAGAAAAUAUGAAACGUGAACGUUUAGAAGAGCAGGCCGCCCGAGAACGUAUACGCGCCCAAAUUGCGGCCGAUAAAGCGGAACGAGCACAUAAAUUUGGACAAGAUUCUCAACCGACAACUUCACAAGGUCAUCAGCCAUCUGUUAUUGCACCUCAUACUACUCCACCUUCUACGCUAAGCGACGAGUCUCGUUUACAAUUCCGUUUGGCUAGUGGUCAGAGUCAAAAUCAAACAUUCAAAAAUACCACCACUUUGGCAGAGGUACGCGAUUAUGUGAAAAAUCAAGUUAUACCUGGAACCGGUAUACGGGACUUCAUUUUGGCUACAACUUACCCUAAGAGAGAAUUCACACUUGAUCAUUUUGGUAUGACCUUACUCGAGCUUGAGCUUUUCCCUAGUGCUGUCAUAUUGGUUAUAAGCAAAGAAGCUGCUGGAGCUGGCGCGAUUUUAGCCAGAUCUGGUGGUUUAUUAAAUAUGCUUUCUACCAUUUUGUGGGCUGUCUUAAAUCCAAUUUUAGCUGCCGUUGGCACUGUGAAAGGUUGGUUUGUUGGCGACACUAGUGGACGAAAUAUUCAAACGGGUGCGCAGAAAAGGGCUAGUGAGGAACAAGAUGUACAAAAUGAUGUAGCUAAACGUCGCAAUCUGGAUCGUUUCUUGAGUGGCAACGCUGGACCCUCAACGUCGGGCAAUAACAAUUCGGAUAAGACCGAUAAUUCCAAUGCCGCUACCACCUAUCGCCGUUAUGUAAGUGGAUCCAAUAUACAUCGCUUAACCGAUAAUCGUAAAGAUUCUGACGACGAGAACGCCACUUGGAACGGCAAUUCCACGCAACAACAAUAAAUUGCAAUAGUAAUGAAGAAACAAAAGAAAAACAAAUAUGUCGGCUAAAAAUUUAUGUGAAAA
Messenger RNA from Glossina fuscipes, 2004 nucleotides. RefSeq names its product UBX domain-containing protein 4. Lineage: Eukaryota; Metazoa; Arthropoda; Insecta; Diptera; Glossinidae. The record is from RefSeq and is a predicted model, not a curated record. The coding region runs from base 349 to 1941 and encodes 530 amino acids. The transcript is spliced from 3 exons. Gene Ontology annotation, molecular function: protein binding.